Messenger RNA from Salvelinus namaycush (lake trout), 936 nucleotides. It is a transcript of the gene tmem255a, whose product is annotated as transmembrane protein 255A. The transcript has 9 exons. The coding region runs from base 1 to 936 and encodes 311 amino acids. NCBI's taxonomy places the organism in Eukaryota, Metazoa, Chordata, Actinopteri, Salmoniformes, Salmonidae. The record is from RefSeq and is a predicted model, not a curated record.
AUGGGAUCAUUCAAACAGAGGAAACAGAAGUCCAUCGUGGUCACUGUGAUGUUGCUCAUUGUGUCUGUGCUCAUCCUUGUCUUCGGACUGGCAGCCACCACCAGGACACAGAACAUCACCGUCGGUGGCUACUACCCAGGAGUCCUUCUGGGCUUAGGCUCCUUUCUCGGAAUCAUCGGAGCCCAUUUGAUAGAAAAUAAGAGGCAGAUGCUGGUGGCGUCCAUUAUGUUCAUCAGUUUCGGAGUGGUGGCUGCCUUCUGCUGUGCCAUUGUGGAUGGGGUGUUUGCAGCAAGACACAUUGACCUUAGACCCUACUACGCCGGUCGCUGUGAUUUCCACGCGAAUUCAAAACCCUCUGUUGAUUAUGAAGAUGUUCACUGCCAGACAGCAUCCCGGGCUACCUGUAACUUACGUGUGAAAUCCAAUACCUGUUACUGCUGUGACCUCUACAACUGUGGCAACCGUAUGGAGCUUAUGGGGGGCUACCAUGAGUACACAGAGGUGGGGAGCUGCGAGGAUGUGGUGCACCUCUACCACCUGCUGUGGUCCGUCAUCAUUCUCAACAUUGUCGCUCUCUUCCUGGGCAUCAUUACCGCCGCCGUGCUGGGAGGUUUCAAGGACUUGACGCCCAUGUUGACCCCUGACUCGUGUGAAUCAGAGCCCCUUCCUGCAGCCUCUUUCCCCUUAGAGUUUCCAGUUCCCAGCACCCCCCCGUUCAACUCCUACUACAACACUGCCCCCUACCUGCCACCCUACACUGCCUACGACCUGCAGGGCUCCAGCAUGAUGUUCCCUGACUCUUCUGGCCUGUCUGAUGACUCCCAGUCAGGGGCUAGUCGCAUAGGGGCUAGCCGCAUGUGGCCCACCCUGGUCCCCCCAAGCUACUCUCCCCCUUACUCCCCCUCCGAUGAGAAGCCCCCACCAUACAGCCCCUAG